Messenger RNA from Penicillium maclennaniae, 3387 nucleotides. RefSeq names its product DUF3659 domain-containing protein. NCBI's taxonomy places the organism in Eukaryota, Fungi, Ascomycota, Eurotiomycetes, Eurotiales, Aspergillaceae. The transcript has 3 exons. The coding region runs from base 1 to 3387 and encodes 1128 amino acids. The record is from RefSeq and is a predicted model, not a curated record.
AUGUCUGCCCCCGCUGUGAGCAAAGCUCCCCCCAAGCUCGGCUCAAAGGCCGGCACUCCUGCCAAGCUUCGCAAAGGCUCUGGAUCCAGCGCCGCAUCCAAGCCCUCCAGUCUCCAAGUCCUUGAAGAAGACCCCCGCGAAGAAGCUUACUCCAAGGCUCCCCAGCCUAUCGACGACGACGAAGAUGAACAAUCUAUUCCCGAAACUCCCUCUCCCAAGUCCAAGAAGAAGACCGCUGCUUCUGAGCAGCGCCGACCUAUCUCACCUCCCGACGAUGCCGUCUCCCAAGCUUCUGGUUCUGCUGCCCCUCUGGGUAAGGCCAAAGGAUCCGCUCAAAAGGCCAAAGAUAGCGUCAGCCAGAGCGCAGAGACUCUCAAGAACAACCUCCCCAGCGUCCCCUUGAAUUUGGCCUCUUUGAAGGGUCUUGUUGUUUCCGAUGGUGGCCAGAUACUUGGCAAGGAAGGUCACCCCGUCGGACAAGUUGUCGAGGGUGACCCCGAGGAUCUUGCUGGCCAGACCGUUGGCGAUGAUGGGGAGAUCGUCGACGAGGAUGGAGACCUGAUCGGUCGCGUGGAUAUCCUCCACGACGUCGCUGAGCAGGCUCAGAACCUUCCUGAAGACGCGCAAUCUAAGGCCAAUGGGAUUCCCGAGGAUGCGCAGGCUAAAAUCGGCGAGCUGCAAGACCAGGUUGCCACUGACCUCGCUCAACUCGAAGGCUUGCCUGUUUCCGAUGGUGGAGUUAUCAAGAAUGCUGCUGGCCAGAUUGUUGGUAAGAUCACUGAGGGAGACCCCGAGGAUCUCAUUGGUUACACUUUAAACGACGAUGGUGAGGUUGUUGAUGAUGACGGCGAUGCCAUUGGUCGCGUUGAGCUUGUUCCUGUUGAGGAGCAAAAGAAGGCCAUCGAGGAGGCUCUUGGCGGUGCUACUGAGCAGAUCAAUGACGUCAAGGAGGAUGCCGAGGAUAACCUUGACGUCGAUGAGUCUAAGGAUGCUGUGAAUGAUGCCGCCGAUGUCGAUGCCGAUGAUGCCGUCGAGGGUGUCAAGGACACUGCCGAGGAAGGUGUCAAUCAGGCUGAAGACGCCGCUGGUGAGGCUAAGGACGGUGCCCCAGAGGUCGAUGCCGAUGAGGUCAAGGAGACCGGCGAGGGUGCUGUUGAAGGUGCCCAAGACGCUGCCGAUGAUAUCAAGGAGGCCGGCGAAGGCGCCGUUGAAGACGCCCAAGACGCCGCCGACGAUGUCGAGGCCCGCGUCCCUGAUAUCAACACCCUCGAGGGUCUCGCCUGUAACAAGCGUGGAUUCGUCAUCGACCAGGCGACCGGCAAGCCCGUCGGCGAGCUCAUCGAAGGUGAUCCCAAGAAGAUCUCCCGCCUUGGAGCUACCCUUGAUGACAAGGGGCAGUUCUGGGAUAACAAGGGCAACGUACUCGGCAAGGUCAAGGCACUCCCGGUCGAAGACGACAAUGAUGAGGAGGGUCCUUUCGCCGGCCUUGAAGGCCUCGUUGUCGUCCAAGACGGCUGGGUUGAGGACGAGAACGGCGCUCGUGUGGGCCAGCUCGUUGAAGGAGACGCUAAGAAGCUCCUCGGUCGCGGCGUGGAUGAGGAUGGCGAAGUCCUUGACCGCCACGGCAGUGUUAUCGGUCGUGCCGAGCGCUAUGAGGAGCCUGAGCCGGAAGAGGAGGCUGGUCCUGAUCUUUCAGUCCUGAACGGUCUUUCCUGCAACAAGGCGGGCUAUGUCAUUGGUCCAGAGGGCUUCCCAAUUGCUCGUGUUGUUGAAGGUAACCCCAAGGAGCUCGUUGGCAAGAAGAUUGAAGAUGGCGAGAUCUACGAUGGUAAGAAGGUUAUCGGUCGUGUUGAGCUCAUCCCCGAGGACGAGCUCGAGAGCACGCCUGAGGGUCCAUUCGCUGGCAUGGACAGCCUUUUCGUGAACAAGGAUGGCUUCGUCGAAGAUGACGAGGGUUCCAUUGUUGGUAAACUUGUUGAAGGUGACCCCAAGAAGCUCCGUGGUCGCGCCGUUGACGAAGAUGGCGAGAUCACCGACAAGUAUGGCAACGUCAAGGGCCGUGCUGAGCCCUACGAGCCUCCGGAGGAAGAGGCUCCCGCCGAGGUCGACCUCUCCGUUCUUGAAGGCAAGGUUGUCAACAAGUCGGGCAAGGUCGUUGACCCUGCCACCGGCGCCGUUUUCGGCCGCGUUGUCGAGGGUGGAAAGGGCCUUGCGGGUCGCAAGGUUGAUGCCAAGGGCCAGAUCUGGGGUGACAACGGUCAAGUCAUCGGCCGUGCCGAGCUCAUCCCCGGCGCUGAGGAAGAAAAGGCUGAGGGUCCCUUCUACGGAUUUGACAACGCCGUUGUUGGCAAGGAUGGUGUUGUCAUGUCCGGCGAACAGAUCAUUGGUCGUUUGAUCGAAGGCGAUGCCAAGCGCCUUGUUGGACGCGCCGUCGAUGAGGAUGGUGACAUUGCCGACAAGAACGGCAACACCGUCGGCAAGGCCGAGCGCUGGGAGCCCGAGGAGAAGAAGCGGGAUGUCAACCCUAUGUCUGGCCGUAAGGUCAACAAGCAAGGUGAAGUCUACGAUGCUGAUGGAGAGCUCAUUGGCAAGCUGACCGAUGGCAACCUCGCUACUCUCAUCGGUAAGACCAUCGAUGACAACGGCUAUGUUGUUGACAACGAUGGUAAUCGCAUUGGCGAGUGCACUUUGCUUGAGAACAUUCCCGAGCCUGAGCCUGAGGAGCCUGAAGAGGAGGGUCCCACUGCUGAGGAGCAGGAGGCCGCUGCUAAGGCUGAACAGGACCGCCAGCUGGCUGAACGUAUGGGCCACAUCCUGCGCCAGACCCUGGAGCAGGUCAAGCCUGUUUGUAAGAUGAUCGAAGAGAAACUCGCCUCUGCUGAGCGCAAGCCUAAGGAGGAGCUUGAUGAGGAGAAGCUCGUCAAGGAUGUGAAGCCCCUCCUCGAGGAGGGAGGCCGUAUGCUCCAGGAGUGCAAUGGCUCGAUCCGUGGCCUUGAUCCCGAUGGACGCAUCGCCGCCACAGCCAAAGCGCGCGCCCAGACACGCGAAGCCACCCCCGAGGAGUACCAGCUCGCUGAGCUGCUCAAAGAGUUGACCGAGACUGUGGUCAAGACCAUCGACAACGGCAAGAAGGCCAUCGCCGACAUGCCCCAUGCCAAGAAGAAGUUGAACCCCCUCUUCGCUCUCCUCUCCGAGCCUCUGUUCCAGAUCAUCGCUGCUGUUGGCUUGCUCCUUAGCGGUGUCCUUGGCUUGGUUGGUCGUCUUCUUGAUGGCCUUGGUCUCGGCGGUUUGUUGAAAGGUAUCCUCGGUGGCCUUGGUCUUGACAAAUUGAUCGAUGGCCUUGGUCUCGGUAGCUUGACUAGUGCUCUUGGACUUGGUGGAAAAUAA